AAUCCGACUGAUCCAGGCAGGUGACGAUCCAAUCAGAGCGUCCGAUCCUUCCCGCCGAUCCGGGUGUUCCAGCACUGGUUCUCGAUUACGAAAAUGUUUUCCAUCUCCUCUCGCCUCUAACCCGAGUAUCCAUCCAUUGAACCUUUGCUCUCUCUCUCUCUCUGCAUGAGGUCCUUCACAGACGGAAUAGCUCUCUCUCUCUCUCUCUCGCUCUGCCAUGGUUGGCGCGUUGUUAAGGUGUUUGGGAAGCAGAAGAAGUUUAUUUGUGGAUGGUGGGAAAUGGGGAAAACAGUUUGCCUUCUCUCUCUUCUCUUCUUCACUCUCCUUUUCCACUAAUGGAGAAGAAACUGGGGUUCAGGGCUCAAGCUUCAAAGUAUUCGAUAGAGAUCUCAAGAGAAAACAGAGGGACAGGGCUGCAUGGCUUGCGGAUCCUAGCGACAGCUUCGUUGAUUCUGUGACCGACAAUCUCUUGGACCGUCUCCAGGAUUGUAGAAGGACAUUUCCUACCGCGCUUUGCUUGGGGGGUUCCUUGACAUCUGUGAAACGUUUAUUGCGUGGAAGAGGUGCAAUUGAGACGCUCAUUAUGAUGGAUACAUCUCAUGAUAUGAUAAAACGAUGUAUGGAGGUUGAGGUAGAUUCAUCUCACAGUAACUUGGAAACAUUCUAUGUCAUUGGUGAUGAAGAGUUCUUACCUGUGAAGGAAUGCUCUUUAGAUUUGAUUGUCAGUUGCUUGGGUCUUCACUGGACAAAUGAUCUUCCUGGAGCCAUGAUACAAGGAAGACUUGCCUUGAAGCCUGAUGGCCUGUUUUUAGCAGCUGUUCUUGGAGGAGAGACCUUAAAGGAGCUAAGAAUCGCUUGUACCGUGGCUCAAAUGGAGCGUGAGGGGGGUAUCAGUCCUCGAAUGUCUCCUCUUGCACAAGUGCGAGAUGCAGGUAAUCUGCUGACUAGGGCAGGCUUCACCCUACCAGGUGUUGAUGUUGAUGAUUUUACAGUGAAAUACAACAGUGGUACUUAUCUUUCACUAUUUACUAUGAUUGUGAAUUUUAAGUUAGAUGGAAACAUUGCAAGAUUUCAGUGGAUCAGCUUUUUAUUACUAAAAACUUUGACAAUUGCAUGUGAAAUUCCAGGUGAAGACUUCAACCUUUCUAUUGGUGUUAGGGUGGGGGGAAGAUCCAGGCCUUGCGGGGAAGCAUUUUGGUGUAGCCGAGGUCGCUGGAAUCCACACCAGCCUGUCCUUACCAUGGCUAGGGAAAAAGUGGACGUUAAGGGAGCAACUUUUCAGGUUAUUUAUAUGACUGGAUGGAGGGAGCACCCUUCUCAGCAGAAAGCCAAGAGUAGAGGCUCUGCAACCGUCUCAUUUAAGGACAUCCAAAAGCAUUUAGGCAAAACAGAAGACGCUCCUACAUAGAUUGUUCAGUCUCUGUAUGAUUCCUUCAGUUAAAAGUGUAGAAAAGUGACGAUCCAGUACGGACAUUUUGUGAGGUUCAAAGCAUCGAGCAAGGAAGGGCUCCCCAUUCAAAAGAGGGCUCCCCAUUCAAAAGAACAUGGCUAGGAUUUGUAAUGCCUUAAGACAACUUUUUGGUAGUUCAUCAUUUGCAUUCAAACGUUGGACAUAAUAUUGCAACCAUCAACACCAUAAUCAAUGAAGCACAAGCUAGAAUCCUGACACGUAAAGGAAACGACCAUCAUGGAUUUUGGUCUUCUUGUUUUCUUUCUAGGUUUUUGGUGGGAAGUGUACUGAUGGGGAUGUAUAAUCAUUGUGGUAUUGUUGAAAAAUAUCAUUUUAUCGGCGGAAAAUACAACACAUAUGUAGUUACAUAAAGAAAGUUUUACUCUUCCAAAAUUCUACCUUGAAAAUAGAGAGAAUCAAAAGAAGUAUGCUGUUUACUUAUUCAUAGAUAUUGCUUUGAAGACUGGGUUUUUCCAUAUUGGUUUUUCCAUAUUGGAGUAUAAAUGUAAUUUAUUUGAUGCUA
Amborella trichopoda is the source of this 1973-nucleotide messenger RNA. NCBI's taxonomy places the organism in Eukaryota, Viridiplantae, Streptophyta, Magnoliopsida, Amborellales, Amborellaceae. The record is from RefSeq and is a predicted model, not a curated record.